AUGUUCUUCAAAAACUCUGCUAAAGUGGUCAUAAUGAAUUCUGCCUGCAUUUUCAAGGGCCUGGGUUUCAGCCCCCCUGCACACUCUUGUAAUGACUGGAUCGGCCCCCCUGACAAGCACUCCAACCUGCGGCCGGUCAUCUUCUACGUGCCCCCUGAAGAGUCGCCCCUGGAGCGGCGGCUCCAGGCCUGUGACCAGCGCUUCUGGGCACGGCACAACUGCACCUUCCGCCAGGAAAAAGAAGAAUUUAUUUAUUCAAGACUGAAAGCCAAAGGUCUGGAAAUGAGAGAUGAAACAGGUCAAAAAGCAACACUGAAUGCAGAAGAAAUGGCUGACUUUUACAAGGACUUUCUAAGUAAAAAUUUUAGAAAGCAUAUGCAGUAUAACAGAGAUUGGUAUAAACGUAACUUCACUAUCACAUUCCUCAUGGGACAAGUAGCACUGGCAAGAGCUCUGAGGUGGCUUCGCUGGAAAAAGAAAAACAUUGGCAAUUAA
This is a messenger RNA of Phaethon lepturus (White-tailed tropicbird), 495 nucleotides long. It is a transcript of the gene APOPT1, whose product is annotated as apoptogenic 1, mitochondrial. The record is from RefSeq and is a predicted model, not a curated record. NCBI's taxonomy places the organism in Eukaryota, Metazoa, Chordata, Aves, Phaethontiformes, Phaethontidae. Gene Ontology annotation, cellular component: mitochondrion. Gene Ontology annotation, biological process: intrinsic apoptotic signaling pathway.